Molecule: messenger RNA, 3934 nt
Organism: Tachyglossus aculeatus (Australian echidna)
Lineage: Eukaryota; Metazoa; Chordata; Mammalia; Monotremata; Tachyglossidae
Gene: SYT4
Product: synaptotagmin 4
Exons: 4
Coding region: 228-1505 (425 amino acids)
Biological process (GO): calcium-ion regulated exocytosis; cellular response to calcium ion; vesicle fusion
Cellular component (GO): axon; membrane; synapse
Molecular function (GO): phosphatidylserine binding; calcium-dependent phospholipid binding; SNARE binding
Source: RefSeq, a predicted model, not a curated record
UCAGAUGAGCCAAAACAGGAAAGGGGGUGGUACAUCACGGUUCCAGGAAGGGCUCAACUCUCCCGUCCCUCCCUUCCCCACCACCCAUCGCUUCCCACUUUUGGAAUUCCCCAUCGCGCGGUGUCUAGCCAACCUCCUUUCCUUGGGGGCCAGGGAUCCAACCUGCCCCUCUCCACGCAGCCGGGAGAUUCUCCUUUCAACACCUCGGACAGCGCACACAAGCCAACAUGGCUCCGAUCACAGCGAGCCGGGAGGAAUUAGAUGAAAUUCCGACAGUGGUUGGGAUCUUCAGUGCAUUUGGUUUGGUCUUCACAGUGUCCCUGUUUGCUUGGAUCUGCUGUCAGAGAAAAUCUUCCAAAUCCAACAAGACUCCCCCUUAUAAAUUUGUACAUGUACUAAAGGGAGUUGACAUUUAUCCAGAAAAUCUAAACAGCAAGAAGAAGUUUGGCGCAGAUGACAAAAAUGAAGCAAACAGUAAAUCAGCACUGCCAAAGAACUCACUGCAUCUUGACUUGGAGAAGAGAGACCUGAAUGGUAAUUUCCCUAAAACAAAUGCCAAAGUUGUGAGCCCCUCAGAUCUUGAGAACUUGACUCCAAAGCACUUUUCUGAAUCAGAGAAAGAUUCCAUUUCCCUUGAUAGCUUAAAAUCCAACACCUCGUUGUCUUUGGAGGAGAAACAAGAGAAACUAGGGACUCUCUUCCUAUCAUUAGAAUACAACUUUGAGAAGAAGGCAUUUGUGGUGAACAUCAAAGAGGCCCGGGGCCUGCCGGCUAUGGAUGAACAAUCAAUGACCUCUGACCCUUAUAUCAAAAUGACUAUCCUGCCUGAGAAGAAACAUAAAGUGAAAACCAGAGUUCUGAGAAAAACCUUGGAUCCAGCUUUUGAUGAGACCUUCACUUUCUAUGGAAUCCCCUAUAGCCAGAUCCAAGACUUAGUACUUCACUUCAUGAUCUUGAGUUUUGACAGGUUUUCGAGAGAUGAUGUCAUUGGAGAAGUCCUUAUUCCCCUCUCAGGAAUUGAAUUGUCUGAUGGAAAAAUGCUAAUGAACAGGGAAAUCAUCAAAAGAAACGUUAGGAAGUCCUCAGGACGUGGAGAACUGCUCAUCUCUCUUUGCUACCAGUCCACAACCAACACACUCACUGUGGUUGUUUUAAAAGCGCGUCACCUGCCUAAAGCUGAUGUUUCAGGAUUAUCAGAUCCUUAUGUCAAAGUGAACCUGUACCAUGCCAAAAAGAGAAUCUCCAAGAAGAAGACACAUGUGAAGAAAUGCACCCCUAAUGCAGUGUUCAAUGAAUUGUUUGUCUUUGAUAUCCCAUGUGAGGGUCUUGAAGAUAUCAGUGUUGAGUUUCUGGUCUUGGAUUCUGAUAGGGGGUCGAGGAAUGAGGUCAUCGGUCGGUUAAUCUUGGGAGCUUCAGCUGAAGGAACAGGUGGAGAGCACUGGAAGGAAAUUUGUGAAUAUCCUAGGAGACAAAUCGCCAAGUGGCAUAUGCUUUGUGAUGGUUAGUGGCCUAGAAGAGAGUCGGAACUUAAUGCUUUGUCCAUAGGCAAUGAGCAAUUUUCUUUUUUUGCAAUUUGUAAUUACAGGCUUGUAACAGCAAGUCAUCCUUUUGUUAAGACUGGAUGGAAUUAUCAGACCAGAAGUAACUCUAAAUUUGAAUCAACAUUUUCCCUCUUAAAAUAGAGAAUUCUGGUGCAAUUUCAUAAUAAAUAUCAAUUCUACUGAAAUAUGAAUAACCAUAAGACAGUAGAGAGCUAUAAAUUAAAAUCAGAAUGGUCUGGGUUUUUUUAUAAAUUCAUCAUUGCUUCACUGUGGUUCUAAUGACCUUAAGAGAUGUUCUGUGUGGCAAGGUAGAUCACACUGGAGGUUAAUAUUGCUACUGGUUACUGUUAUUUCAGAAAUGUUCUCUUAUGAAAAUUCAAUCAUUUUUCUCAAGAUAGGGUAAAUAGAUUUUGAUGAACCCAAAGACUUUGAAAAAGUGUUUUACCAGCUUGAUCUAUCCAUUGCAUCAUGCUCAGAGGAUCAUUCUCUUUGUGAAACGUUACAUUAGUCAUUUUUUUAUUUUUGUGUGUGUGGGGGGGGAUGAACUCUAGAUAAUUGAAUUCAGCUGAGUAAAAAAUAAUUUCAUAAAACAAAUGAACAACUAAAAAUUCAAUUUUACCAAGAAGCCAAUGCUAUUCCCCCUCCAAAAUUACAGCAUCACAAAGAUGUUUAUUUGAUAUCACAAAGAAUUCUCAAACAGAAUUAUUGACACUGCACCAUUUCUAACCCUUGGUAUUGCUUAAGAGAGUCUUUUGUUUACAUUGUUGACUAAGUUAGUGGAUUAGAAUGCAGCAUUGCGCAGACCCACAUUCGGUUAGCAACACUGUUUAGAAAUAUUCAUAAAUGUACAUUAAAUGCAUAGAUGACACACUUAACUAGUUCUUCAUUCAUGGCAUCUUCACAAGUGUCAGUGAUAUCUAAUGGAAGGAGGGUAAAACAGAUGUCAGUUUCUGUUUGCGGAAUAACAUGACUAGACAAAGGGAUUGCCAUUACAGUGCCAGACAGAAGUGAAAGUGUUACCUAAAGCCAAUUAAUAAAUGUUAAACGGAGUGACAUAAAGAGAAAUGAACAGGUCUAACAAAGUGUAUUAAUGCUUAUACAAUAUACUUUUUUAGGCUGUCAAACUAACACAUAUCUACGUAGAGAGCUUCCUAGCCUUCCAACUUCAAUCUGUGAUGCAGAGCUGUCUGGAAAACUGUUAUAAGGCUCUGGCCUAUAUCAAUUUUAAAUGGCAGGGGUUGCGCAGGAUAUUGUAAAAAUGUUUUAGGACUUGGACACAAUUUUGCUCUGCAGUAACUGUAUUUAGGGUUUGAUAAAGGGAGAAGUAAAGUGUGAAACUCCUGUGCGUUUGGAAUAUGAAAUAUGCAAGUAAGAAAUAAAUGCCACUGAAAGAAUUGCAUUUUGAGUCUUUCAGAUUUUGUGUCCGUACUUUACCAGUUUUUGAGAAUGUGUUUGAUAUCACGGUGUUUAUAAAAUUCUAUGAAAAUGCAUUUUCAAAACAACUUCUACAUGCUUUUUAUGAGUGCUCAGUGUAAAGAAAUGUGGUCCCUUCUCUAUGUAUAAAAGGACUGAAAUCUACUUUUUUGUUUGUUUUAGACUGAUUUUGUUUGAUUGUAUUUCCCUUCCAAUGUCUCCUCUCCACAACAAAUGUAUAUCAGAGUGUCAUGUUCAGUACAGCAUCCCUGAAAACAGCAUCAAAUGAGAUGUGAUUCAUGAUUUCUUCUUUUGGAAAGUCAAAUGGCUUUUUCUUUAUUUUCAUUUAUUUUUUUAGGAUUUGGGGCUGUGACUACUUUUUUUCGGUCAGUCUUUAAUAAUGUGUUAAGAAGAUUGAAGAUGGUUUUAAGUAUCCCAGCCAACCUCAAGGUUGAUAUUACUCUAGCUAAUGGACGGUUGUUGGAAUUUAAAAAAAAGGUGAAAAUAAUUACUUUUUAUUAUACUGGGAAUUUGUAAAUAGGAGGAUUUUUUUUAAUUUAAGACUUUGUCAAGUGUGAAAAGUUGAGUGAAAAAUAACUUACAGCCCAUUCUAAAAAAAGAAAAGGAAUAAAAAAAGAAAUCCAACUAGGUAGGGAUACAUGAGAUCCUGUCUUCCUAGGAUAACUUUUACUGUUUUAUAAAGUGUUCAAAUCAAUGUGUAUAUCUUGAAUUCUGUUGAGGAAACUGCACUGUAAAAUAAUUGUUUGUCUCAGUAGCUUACCAGAACACCCUAUUUGGGAGGUAUCCAUGUUUGAAGAACUGUUGUAACUAAAUAACUGAUUUGUUAUGAUGUUGUAACUACAUAGAAGUUAACUGGAAGGAAACACGGUGUAUGAGGUUUUUGUAAGUUUUCUGUACCAGCUCUGUAUGUUGUGCCAUGUAUGUAAGACAAGAAUAAACUGCUGCUUUCAUUCAUCUCA